AAAUAAAGUGUAGCGGUGUUAAGUUACUUACGUGUUAAAAUUUUUUAUUUUGAUUUGCUUGUGCGUUAGUUGUCUAGUGCUAGUUUAUAUACUUCUACAACUUGUGUAAUCAGACAAUUUGUAAUUAACACUCGGAGAUAAAAAAAAACAAUCUUUUUCCGUGAAAGCAAUUUUGUACAGAAACAAAGAAAAAUUUUAUACACCAUCGCUUAAUAAUAUUUUUGCGGUCUUACUUGGUUCGAAAAUGGUUCGAAAUAAGUAACGAGAGCGACAUCGUGUGAGUAGAGUCGAAACUAAAAUGUACGCGCGCGAGUUUUAUUCAUAAUGUCCGAUAUAAAAGACGCUUUGUUGUCAUUGUGCAAAUACAUCGCUUCGUUGACAAACGUAAACUUAACGCCCGAACAUCUGAGGCUGGCCAAGGACAACUAUCCGGACAAAAAUGCCGAAGAAACACUGUGGAGCACACUGCACGUUCUGAGUUACUUUUCUGCGUCAGAAAAACGGAGCGACGUAGAUUUCCGAGAUUACGAUACUCAGUUAGCGGUGAAGCUACACUUCGCUUUUUUGCAAUAUCCGACAAUAGAGUUUUACGGUCUAUCACGAGGCGGUAGUCGCAACAGAGAUUUAUUAAUCGCUUUAGCUUGGCUUCUGGCAAAGCAAGAUUGUCUGAAUGUUGUUUUUCGAACGAAACUGAUCAACAGUGUUCUGGGCGCCGAAUGCUCGCACGAAGACUCACUAGAAACCGCGCCAUUAAAUCUAUCGACUAAUCAAUCGUUAUCGACGAGUGAUCUGCUCGACAAUAUUUUGCAUCUGAACGCGAAGGUAAAUCUGAAUCUGAAAGAGAUUUCCGAAUUGAUCCGGGAACAAGGCAGAUUGAUAUGUAGAGUGCACGCGGCGAGUGUCAACGUUAGCGGUUUGCCGCAUCUGAACGUGUCCGAAUUAGCGUUGACAAAACGUCUCGUAACGAACGUCAUCAACGACGCAAGUGUAAAUCCCGAAGAAAAAAAUCGACAAAAACUGCGAGAAUUUCACAAAAUUGGAAUUCUACUCGAGACACGCGUCAAAUGGCUGAGGAAGCAGCACGUGUUCUUCGAUUGGAUGGCUACAGUAGUCCAAGAUCACAAGAAAUUCAAAGAAUCUCCAAAUCCAGGAAGAAUAGAUUUGCAAGAACUCGCCGCAUUCAGCUCACUGUUGUGUCGUAUAAUUGAAGAGAAGCUUCAAGGUUUUGCGUCGGCGAGCAAUAAAUCUCAAAAUUUGGCUUUGGAUUGCUCAUCUCGAACACACAAAAUUCAAGGUAAUAAUAGCGAAGCGGCAAAGUGGUUGGACGAUUUGAACGAACGCCAGAACCGCGCGGAGGAAAAUCUACAACAAAAUAGGAAACGUUUGUUCGACGAAUUGGAACGAAUGUUGAACUUGAUACCGUCCACUGUUCGCGUUUGAUCGACGUGUUUGAAACACACACAUUUUUUAACAAAAUUAUCACACAUAUAUUGUUACACAUAGAAAAAACUUAUCUAUUGUCAUAAUCAAGUAAAAAACUGAUCUAGUCGUAUACAUUAUUUACAUAUUCAUACUUAUCAGAAAUAAAUAAAUGACAUGGAACUUAACAUAAAUGACAAUACGUGUGUAAAUAUCGACUGCGCCGAGUAAAAACAUGUUUUAGAAAUAUUUAGAUAUGUCCAUAGUUUUUUGCUCAAUGAAAAAUGU
Pseudomyrmex gracilis is the source of this 1707-nucleotide messenger RNA. RefSeq lists its product as uncharacterized. The record is from RefSeq and is a predicted model, not a curated record. The transcript is spliced from 5 exons. The coding region runs from base 325 to 1440 and encodes 371 amino acids. NCBI's taxonomy places the organism in Eukaryota, Metazoa, Arthropoda, Insecta, Hymenoptera, Formicidae.